CGGAUCCACAUCCCCGCCGGGCCGGCUCUCACCGACUCGACCAAUCGUGGUGCUCGUGACCGUCUACCCCGUCCAGUCCACCUUUUCCUCUUCCUCUCCUACACUCCACCGGCCGCCGCGCCACGCCACCUCGUCGCCGACGGAGCCCCUCGCCCGCGGUCGCGAAGAGAGAGGGGGAGGGGGUGGAGAUGGGGAACAUCUUCGUGAAGAAGCCCAAGAUCACGGACGUGGACAGGGCCAUCCUCACCCUCAAGACGCAGCGCCGGAAGCUCGCCCAGUUCCAGCAGCAGCUUGAGAAGGUGAUUGAAGCAGAAAAGGAAGCUGCACGUCAGUUGGUUCAACAGAAGAAGAGAGACAGAGCUUUGAUUGCUCUGAAGAAGAAAAAAGCCCAGGAAGAGCUACUGAAACAAGUUGACACAUGGCAAAUGAAUGUUGAACAACAGCUGGCAGACAUUGAACUAGCAAGUAAACAAAAGGCUGUAUUUGAUAGCCUGAAGGCUGGAAAUGCUGCACUUAAGUCUAUACAGAAUGAGAUAAACAUUGAUGAUGUCCAAAAGUUGAUGGAUGACACAGCCGAGGCUAAAGCUUAUCAAGAUGAAAUAAAUGCUGUUCUGGGCGAGCAGCUAUCCGCUGAGGAUGAAGAAGCUGUUAUGGCUGAAUUUGAGAAUUUGGAAGCUCAGCUUGCCAUGGAGUCUUUGCCAGACGUUCCUGUUACUGAAGUACGACCUGAAGAGAAAAUGAAAGCACCGGCUGACACAGAAGCUGCACCUGAGGACAUCGAUGAGGUUAUUGAGCUGCCUGAUGUGCCUACUAAAGCGCCAGAGAGGCCAGAAGCUCCAGAAAAAACAAAAGUUUUGGAAGAGCUACUACCUGCCUAGUGGAUGGAGAUGAGAUCAGUUUGCAGUUGUUGUAACAUAUCCACCAUUUCAUUGUACUACCUCAUUUUCGGCCAUCUCAGAAUUUUAUUGUGUACAGCAUCAAAAUAUGUUGUCUUCGACUACCAAUUAUUGCCAAGUUUCUCCCUCAAAAAAAAAUCAUUGCUAAGUUGGAUUGCUCGUUGUCCAUUUAUAGUUCUAUCCUAACAGGUAAUUAUAAUAUUCUCAAUGCAUUUCUUUGAAGGCAGAAAUGCUGAAGUUUUCAAGCGUAUGUCUUGUUCCGUAAGAAGAUUGUUCUGUUCAAAGCUGUAAAAUAUAUUAAUUUUUAAGUA
Molecule: messenger RNA, 1207 nt
Organism: Phragmites australis (common reed)
Lineage: Eukaryota; Viridiplantae; Streptophyta; Magnoliopsida; Poales; Poaceae
Product: vacuolar protein sorting-associated protein 20 homolog 2-like
Exons: 6
Coding region: 189-878 (229 amino acids)
Biological process (GO): late endosome to vacuole transport via multivesicular body sorting pathway; vesicle budding from membrane
Cellular component (GO): ESCRT III complex; multivesicular body
Source: RefSeq, a predicted model, not a curated record